AUGUCCGAGAGGCAUAACAUCCUCCAAAACAGUGCAACUCCGAGCGCUGCACCAGCCUUUGCAUCGUUGGCGUUGCCAACGUUGGAAUCGAUCUUUCCUCGGCCGGGUAUCGGGAGACCAGAUGCCUGUCGUUCCGCUUCGUGUCUGCGCGCUGCUCUGGCAACACUAGCCUCCUUUGCAGCAAUUGCAGUGCUCGUUUCCUUCUGUUCUCGCGUUUACGCGAGACGUGCUGUGCAGAACCCUCGUAUCCGCCGGCUGGCCAGGUCAGAACCCAGUGAUGCAUCUGUUUGCAGCAGCUUCGGUGCUGGAGAGGAGCAGCAGCGGCGCCAGGAUCCGGGUCCAUCUGGCUUGCCUAGUGGCAGAGAUUGGAAACUGCCACUUAAAAAGCGGUUGUUGAUCAGAGUGGCUGAAGCCGGGACCGGUGGUGGUGGAGGGAUUCCCCGGCAACAACCGCAGCAGCAGGGUCUUCAUGCCCCCGUUUUACCUUUGCUGGGUUUAUCCCCGCCUCAACCGUAUGGAGUUCCAGACAAGCCUGGCCUGGCACAGUUUCCGGUGGGCGGCGCACUUUCUUCAGCACAACUGCGAGCGCCGGCAGAGCUCGAUGAAGACACAGGACUUCUGAGUCUCCACCCUCGCCAGCACGCUGCUGGACAUUUUGUCGCAUGCGCAAGUCAAACAGCCCCGCUGGAGGUGCGGAAGCUGCAGCGGCAACUGCGCCGGAUGCGGCGGCAGCUGCACCGGCUGCACUGGCUGCUUCCCAGGAAGGCGCGCAGCCGGCAACACCAGCUUGCCCAGCUCCACAGGCAGCGGGAUCAGCACAAGCGGUAUCAGCAGCAGCAUCGACACGAGUAUUGGAAACAUUCCAGUUGGCAGCAGCGAAAAAAGCUGCACACUUUGGUUCAAGAGCAACAGAAACAUUUGCUUCUACAGCACAAGGAGCGUCCGUCUCUACUGCAGCAGCAGAACUACCAGCAUUCGCUUCAACAACAGCAGCAGGAGCACGUGGUGAACCAGAAUGAGCAGAAUGUGUUGGAACAGCAAACCUACGAGCAGUCAGUUCAGAAUCAGGAGCAUCACCAAGUGGUGCAGCAGCAGGAGCAAGGGGUCACGCCGCAGGAGAGCCACCAACAGCACGCAGGAAGAAAGCGGAAGCGAAAGCAACAAGAGCAGCCGGCGCAGCAAGAGAAGCAUCAGGUGCAGCCUGCGCAACUUGGCGGUCAGCCUUCAGCGUAUAUGGAAGAAGAUGCAUGGCUUUCCCCGGACUCUCAAAGGCCUCACCCGCUUCCGCCGAGCACCUUUCAACAGGCGUUGCAAUCUCCUUCUGCUGCAGCAGUAGCGUGUCCCUCAACGCAAUGGCGGUUACAGGUGGUUCAGGGAUUCGCACAAGCUGGUCAUGCCGCACUUCCUACUUGUGUGGAUGCAGAGAAUUCCAGGGGUGGAGCUGCUGCAGCUCCUGAAGGACUGUCUGCACCAGCAAGCGUAGCAGCUGCUCUUGAGUUGCCCACUGCUGCACCGUGUUCUGCUGCAUUGACGGCAGCGGGGGAAGGCGCGAGUUUGGGGGUUCCUACCGGCUAUACUUUACUGACUGGUGGUAGUGUUGAAGGUGCAGGAGCAGCAGCUUCAGGACCAGAAGCAACCGCAACAGCACGUUCCACCGUGAGCAUGCAUGCGUGGACUCCUCUAGUCACAGCGCUGCCCCUGGUGCCGGAUUUUAGUUUUGGAGAAAUUAUGGAUCACCCGUUUGUGCGUCUGCCAAGGCGGAUGGUUGAGAUGAAGGUGCCUUGGUGUUAUGUUGACUUGAGGCGUGCCUUGGCCACUUGUCCCGGCAGGCGGGAUGCCGUACCGCUGCUACAGGAGGCCCACGAUUUGCUGUCCCUUCGGUUUUUGUCUGUUACGGACACUGUGAACUUAGCGUAUAUAGCAAGAAAUCUGGUGGGGAAUGCGGUGAACCAUCAAACUCAGGACCUAUCGGAUCACCAGACCAGCCGCGCAGUGGAGCGUUUGGGUAUCCGUUUUCUCUUGCUAGAUGCUGUGGUUUCGACUUUUAUAGUUCUCGAACAGACACCAGACCCCAGCCUUUGGAAGAGCGUAGUAGAUUCCAUUAGCCACGCAGCCCCUCCUCUGACAAUACGGGGAAACAGCGCAGGGCGACAGACUUUCUUCUCUUUUCUAGGUCAGCAGCUCAGCAGGGCAAUGCAAACACUCAAGACGGGGAGGAGACCGGAUGCCAGUGACCUCGUGAAGAUCAAACGGAUGCUCUUCUGUUUGGAUGCUUCUCCUACGCGUUUCAAAAGUCAGGAAUUCGAUCGGUGGAGGGCGGAUGACAAAAUGCCAUAG
This is a messenger RNA of Eimeria acervulina, 2337 nucleotides long. RefSeq lists its product as hypothetical. Lineage: Eukaryota; Apicomplexa; Conoidasida; Eucoccidiorida; Eimeriidae. The coding region runs from base 1 to 2337 and encodes 778 amino acids. The record is from RefSeq and is a predicted model, not a curated record. The transcript has a single exon.